CGGCCCCUGCUCACGCACGAUUCACACAUCUUUCCCGUCUUUAUUUGUAUAGUCUUUGGAGCGGCAUGACGUGACGUGGAACACUGAUCAGCUCUGAAUCACUGGCCCGGAUCUGAAUCUGAUCUGGAUUCAUACUGUGUAAAUAGAACGCCUCUGGAAGAGGGACAUAUCAAAACAAAGCGUGUGCGCACACGCACACACACACAAUGGCAGAGCAGGGUCAGUGCAUACCGCGACUGCUUCAAGCUUUCUUUGACCAGAGGAAAGAUAGAAGAAGCCAAGAUAGUGACGAGGACGUUCAACCGGCAAUCCUUGGCUGGACUGUGGGCUCUUGCUCUUGCUCUUGCUGUACUGGUGACCCGUUGGAGAGUCCCGUUGGUCUUGGUCUUGGCUACAACCCACCUUGGGAUCUGGAUCAGGCAGAUCAGGAUCCGGAUCCACCAGGUCACGAGAAUCCAGAUCUCGGUGGUAAAUAGAACACGGGUUCUCCGGACAGAUCAGCGACCUAAAACGGAUUCUUGUAAAUAGAAGAGGUCUUGCGGAUAGGUACUCAGUUAAUGCUUAGUAUCAGUCUAGUAGUGGAGCGAUUAAAUGGAGCUCGAUCAGUAUCACUUCCAUUUUACAAUUACAAUUAUACUACAAACUACCUCAUACUAUAAUUAUUUACUAUUACAGAUACUUAUUAUACAUGCAUUUUCAAUUACAAUUACUAUAAUACUGCAAUUAAUUAUAUUUCAAUUAAAUUAAAAUUACAAUUACUCCGACCCUGCUCUGUCCCAUGACCGCCAGAUCCAAACUUCCGGACGUACGAUUCAUCAGCCAAAGUGAACACUACAUGCUUUUACUGUUAUUCUUUAUAUACCAGUUGAUCCUAAUCCAAUGGAACACUAUAAUUAGACACAAAGGUAUAAUAUGAGAGUAGUAGGCUAUAUACUUUGUUUGUAUGAUAACUUAUCAACUGAUGCUGCCAGACCAGAAUCGAAAGCAGCCAGAGGAAGACCCAGAUACAGAUCCAUUAGUCACCGUGAUCUCCUAGCAAUACGUCAUGCCCACCUGCCGUUCAUUUAUCUGGCUAGUGUAAAACCGCAAACCGUAGUGACUGUGUGCAGCGUCAUCAUGACUCCUGACGUGCGGUGGAGGCUGAGGAUCUUCUUGUCCUCCGUGGCCCUGCUGGUGGUUGUGGUGUUGUUUGUUGACUUAGAGGUGUCUAGCACCGACCGCAAUGAAAAGGUCAAAAGAAGCUGGCUGUCCGUGGAUGAUGUGAGGCGUUACGUCAUCGAGGCUGUUGACCCAGAUAGAAUACGGGCUUUUCUGAGGCAUCUAACCCUUCGCCCUCACCUCGGGGGGACUGAGGGGGAGAAGAGGACAGCGGAGUGGGUGGCUGACACGUGGCGGCUUCAGGGCAUGGACGAGGUACACCUGACGCCUUACGAAGUGCUGCUCUCCUACCCCGAUGCCUUGAAACCCAACAAGAUGCGUCUCCUGGAUGGGGCGGGGCAAGAGUUGUGGGUGUCCGAUGCCAAGCAAAAGCCACUGUAUGCCCCAGAGGAGGCCGACCCCGAGCUUCCCUUUACCUUCAAUGGCUAUGGAGCUGCAGGCAACGUGGUGGGCCCUCUGGUCUACGCUCACCAUGGGACCAGGGACGACUUCACCUUCUUGUCUGCAGCAGGUGUGAACGUCUCCGGCUGCAUAGUUCUGGCCCGCUACGGUAAAGCCUUCAGGGCAAACAUUGCAAAGGCAGCUGAGGAUCUUGGUGCUGUUGGCCUUUUGUUGUUCAGUGACCCUAAAGAUUAUGCUCCUGCGGGUCCAGACUUUGUCUAUCCCCAUUCCUACUUCCUACCCCCAUCUGCCGCCCCAUUUGGCACAACGAAACUUUUAGAUGGCGAUCCCCUCACUCCAUUUUAUCCAGCUAUUGAUAGUGCCUUUAGAAUCCCAGAGGAGGAAGCUGCAAUCCCUCACAUUCCUGUGCAUCCCAUUAACUAUAAUGAUGCUCUUCAGCUCUUGAGUGGGCUGGGUGGAGCCGAUGCCCCUCAAGACUGGCAGGGCGGCCUCAACAUCACUUACCGGCUUGGCCCUGGCUUCCGAGAGGCUGACUGGACCGUAAACUUGGAGGUGAACAAUCACAACACUAUGGCCACCACACAGAAUGUUAUAGGUGUUCUUAGGGGCAGAGAGGAGCCAGAUCGGUAUGUGCUCCUUGGGAAUCAUCUGGAUGCCUGGCUGCUUGGUGCCUUUGACCCCUCGUCUGGCACGGCCGCUAUGAUGGAGCUCAGUCGCGUCUUCCUUCAGCUGUACAAUGAGACAGGAUGGAGGCCGAGGCGAUCGUUGGUGUUCUGUGGCUGGGGGGCUGAGGAGUAUGGUAUAGUUGGCUCUGUCGAGUGGACAGAACAGUUUACGAAGCAACUUGAAGACAGAGCUGUUGCCUACCUCAAUGUUGACAUGGCUCUUGAAGGAAAUUACACUCUGCGAACCAAAUCAACACCACUUCUUAUUACAGCAGUAUAUGAAAGUGCUAAGAAAAUACCAAAUCCAGACCCCAAGGAGGUAGCCGCUGGACGAACAUCAGUUUAUGACACCUGGGUGCACCGAAGGCCUGACCCUCUGCAGCCAGACCUUCCACUGAUGCAGCUGAUUGGGUCAGGAAGUGAUUACAAAGGCUUGCAGCACAACAUUGGUGUACCUUGCAUGGACACACGUUACACUCACGAUAAUAAAACUCUUGGCGACCCAAUGUACCAUACACUGUAUGAAACAUUUGCUGCAGUGGAUGAAAUAUACGACAGAGGUUUCAAAUUCCACUCAGCAAUCACUGCUCUUUGGGGUGACCUGGCAGUUUCCCUCGCAGAGGACAAGGUUCUUCCCUUUUCUCUAGAUGUUUAUGCAGACUAUAUAUCCAGGUCUCAACAGACUCUUGAAAAAACUUUUGGACAACUGAUUUCUUCACAAAAUAUUUCCUUGGGAUUCUUAACUGAUGCUGCUGCAAACUUCAAGAGUAGUGUUGUAUCAUUCAAGAAGAUUAUAAAUGGUUUAGACCAAAACAAUCCACUUGCUGUUCGCCGAGUGAAUGACCAACUGAUGCUGGUGGAACGAUCCUUCAUUGACCCUCGUGGACUACCUGGCCGGCCAGAAUACAACCAUGUGAUAACUGCCCCCAGCAAAAAUGAUGCGUAUGGUGGAACUGCAUUCGCUGGCUUGACUGAUACUCUGAACGAAAUUCAGGGUGCCCCCGAGACAGACAGAAAGGAGUUAUGGCGAGUCUUUGCUCAUCACUUGGCCGCUGUAACUCACCUUCUUAACACAGCUGCAAAAGUGUUAACAGAUGAGCUCUGGUAGCCUUCAAUUGAUAGGUAAAAUGCUGCAGGAAAGUUUUACCACUCAUAUGCACCAUUAAAAUUAGUACUCAGCCUACUACACAUCCAAAAAAGUGUACUCCUCUUUAAAACUGAAUUGAUGUAUAGCAGUAGUAAUAGGUAGUUAUAGUAGUAGAGGUAGUAGUAGUAUAGUAAUAUAGCAGUAGUAGUAGUAUAUAGUAGUAGUAGUAGCAGUAGUAGUAGUAGCCAGCCAAGGAUACUGUAUAUGAUAAUAGUCUCCUUGGUUGGUAUACAUAAUAUUUUCUUUGUAACCAAACUCAUAGAAAUAAUAGUAUGGUAAAGCUGUGGGAUGACUGGUAUACACUAUACACUAUUUUACACUAAACACAUUUUUCUCUUAAGCAAAAUAACCCAACCAUUGGAAAUAAAAGUGAUAAAACUCCACCAAAUGCAACUAUAAAUCCAUCCUGAAGUACAGUACAUGGUUUGGUAGCACUAACAAGUAGUAGUGAUGGAGAUGGUAUGAAAUUACUGAGGCUGGUAUUCUCAGAUGCCUCUACCUCUCACAUCAUUUAUUUCCAAAGGCCAAAAGGAAGGCCAAUUGGGUCCUUAUGCUUUUUUUUUUAUUUUUUUUUUUUACAUAAGGCAUCAUAAAGCUACCCAUGGCCAUAGCUGGGCACGAUAACAGAAAACCUUAUUCCCGUUAACCGAUAACUGAUAAUGGAAAACCUUAUCAGUGAUAACCGAUAUUCGUUAACUGGAAACACAAAUAUAGGCGAUAACCGAUACCCGAUAUUAAUCCACAAUUCCGAUACUAACUAGCGAUAAGUCCGAUAGGCGAAAACAAUACUAUAUUGAUAUUUCAAAUAAAAAACAUAGAUGAAUUCAAAUUUUCAGUAUCUGUAUUUUAGAAAACUUACAAAUCCUGAAAAGCACACGUUGACACGUACAUAUGGACGGUAAUACUAGAAACGCCUGAACCGGUGUUGUGUUAUUUGGCGUCCCCACCGUCAAAAGCUGGCGCUUUUGUUUACAAACACUGGUCUCUCGUGAACUGCGCAUGCUCAGACCAGCAAGCAUAGACCUGUACAGUCUCACAAAGCUUUUUAACCGUAAUUAAGAGUUGCUGGAAGGCUGAAUCAGACAUACAGUACCACUACCACCAUCCCCGCUGUUUCUAGACCGACACUGUAUGAAUUGUAUUUAUAUGUGCAGUGUCGUUCUAGAAACAGCGAGGAUGGUGGUACUGUACGUCUGAUUCAGCCUUCCAGCAACUCUUAGUGUUAAAAAGCUUUGUGAGACUGUACAAGGCUACGCUUACUGCAUGGUCUGAACAUGCCUAGCUCACGAGAGACCAGUGUUUGUAAACAAAAGCGCCAGCUUUUGACGAUGGGACACCAAAUAACACAACACCGGGUGCCUUCAAUAACAUGGCAUGCUCAUAAACGAAUAUGGAAUAUCAAAUUUGAGGCAGUGAAUAAUUAUUUUGGGGGUAAAGUUAAAUGAUUUUUCUCUUUGAUAUAUUGAUUCUUGAGUCUAACAUAAAAAAAUAACCUAGUGUUUUAAUGUUGAUGAUCUAAGUAUGAAAUCUCUUCAUCGAAGAUAUAUCAUACCCCGAAGUUUUUUCAUUCAACACCGGGCGCCCGGGCCGCGCAUGCGCAGUAGGGAGGAAACAACGUUUGUUUUUUGAGUCGGAAAAAAGUAGCGAUUAUUGCUAGUUUGGUUACAAAAGUAACGAAGAUACCGAUAUAUAUUUAAAUAAGUAGCGGAUGGCCGAUAACCCGAUUUUGUUAUCAGCGAUAAAGUAUCACGAUAACUUAUCGCGAUAACGCCCAGCUAUGCCCAUGGCAAUGCUCAGAACUCCUAUGAGUCUUGUCAAAUAUGUGAGACUGGGCAUGGAAAUGUUUAAGAAUAUGACCUUAAGCCUCCU
This is a messenger RNA of Eriocheir sinensis (Chinese mitten crab), 5241 nucleotides long. RefSeq names its product putative N-acetylated-alpha-linked acidic dipeptidase. NCBI's taxonomy places the organism in Eukaryota, Metazoa, Arthropoda, Malacostraca, Decapoda, Varunidae. Gene Ontology annotation, molecular function: carboxypeptidase activity. The record is from RefSeq and is a predicted model, not a curated record. The transcript is spliced from 17 exons. Bases 913 to 3333 code for a protein of 806 amino acids.